UCAAUUUGAUUAACAAUUUUUGUUUUCUCUAUUCAGGUUUAAAUAAUGUCAACAAAAUUCUUCAAUCAUUUUGGCCGUGAUAUAAUGUCCAUUAUUGGAAUGAUUCAUGUUCGACCAUUACCAGGCACUCCAGCUUGUAAUAAACAAUUUGACAUUCAACAACUUGUGGAUCAUGCUUGCAAUGAUGCUUUGAUAUUUGUUCGUCAAGGUUUACAUGGUAUACUUGUUGAAAAUAUGUUUGAUCGUCCAUACAUAAAACAUGAUGAUGCUGGUCCAGAAAUAACUGCGACUAUGACUCGAGUAUGUUCUGAAGUUCGUCGUGUUGUACCUGAACGAAUUCCAUGCGGUGUACAAAUUCUAGCCGGAUUAAACCAUGAAGCAUUGGCCGUUGCCAUCGCUAGUCAAUUUCAAUUCAUCAGGGUUGAAGGAUUCGUAUUUAGUCAUGUUGCAGAUGAAGGUCUUAUGACAACAGCUUGUGCUGGUCCAUUGCUGAGAUAUCGUCGUCAAAUCGAUGCCGAACAUAUUCUUGUGUUGACCGAUAUCAAAAAGAAACAUUGUUCACAUUCAAUUACUGAUGAUUUAGAUUUAACUGAAACAGCCAGAGCAGCAAGAUUUUUUCUCACAGAUGGUCUAAUCAUUACUGGUCGUGAAACUGGUGAUCCACCAACACUAACUGAUUUCGAUCAAAUUAAUCAAUCAUUAAUCGAUGAUCAUGUACCAUUGUUGAUUGGUUCCGGUUUAACUGUAGAAAAUUUAUCCGGUUUUUUCAAAAAUAAAAAUAUAGCAGCCGCAAUUGUUGGUUCAUAUUUCAAACAUAAAGGAAAAUGGUUUAAUUCAUUAUGCGAAGAUAAUGUCCAAACAUUUAUGCAUAAAUAUAAUCAACUCCUUCAGCAGCAACAAUAA
Dermatophagoides farinae (American house dust mite) is the source of this 903-nucleotide messenger RNA. RefSeq lists its product as uncharacterized. NCBI's taxonomy places the organism in Eukaryota, Metazoa, Arthropoda, Arachnida, Sarcoptiformes, Pyroglyphidae. The record is from RefSeq and is a predicted model, not a curated record.